Populus trichocarpa (black cottonwood) is the source of this 1778-nucleotide messenger RNA. RefSeq lists its product as uncharacterized. The transcript is spliced from 16 exons. Lineage: Eukaryota; Viridiplantae; Streptophyta; Magnoliopsida; Malpighiales; Salicaceae. The record is from RefSeq and is a predicted model, not a curated record. Bases 103 to 1434 code for a protein of 443 amino acids. Gene Ontology annotation, molecular function: S-adenosylmethionine-dependent methyltransferase activity.
AAUCCUAUCGUUACAGCAUCAACAAAAGUUUCUCACCUAGCUUUUUCGCCACACGAAACUACUUCGCUUCCAUUUUCGAAGGCACAAAACCGAGAAAGAAAAAUGAAGCCUCGUCAAGAACAAGAAGAAGACGAAGAACGACUUCGUCAAAGAAAACUUGAAGAAUCCCUUGAAAUAAAAUCUCUCCGGCGCAUAGUCAGUGCCUACCUUAAUUAUCCAGAGGCAGCAGAAGAGGAUGUGAAAAGAUACGAAAGAUCGUUUAGGAAGCUUCCUCCUUCUCACAAAGCUUUGUUAUCACACUACCCUUUGAAGUUUCAAAGUCUAAGAAGGUGUAUUUCUAUAAAUUCGUAUUUCAUAUUUAAUAUGCUUCAGGCAUUUGAGCCACCCCUGGAUAUGAGCCAGGACAUUGAUGACUCUGGGGAAUUGCACUUUGAAUGGCCACCAAAUGAUGGGAAUGUUUGCUCUCAUGAGUCUACCACAGCUAGGGGAAGUUGUUCCAAACUUGAUGAAGCUUGCUGUGGAGAAUCAAGCAAUGUGAUGAGCAAACUAGCAGAGGGUUUGACGGCCAAUGAGGAAGUGCAAAUUGAAGGUUGUCAUGGGUCUGAUACUGGGAGCUGUCUGGCAGGCGAGGAAAAUAACAAAAUGACAGCUGAAUGUUGUGGGAAUCAUGUUUCUGAUUCCAAUGGAAAUGUCCCGUCAUCACCUCGUGAUUGGUUGGAUCCAUCAUUUCAGUUGCAUGUUCCCCUGGUUGAUGUUGAUAAGGUCCGUUGUAUACUAAGAAACAUAGUAAGAGACUGGGCAGCAGAGGGACAGAAAGAACGUGAUCAGUGCUACAAGCCUAUUCUUGAAGAGCUCAAUUCUUUAUUCCCUAGUCGUUGCAACAAAAGUCCCCCUACAUGUUUAGUUCCUGGUGCUGGUUUUGGGCGUCUGGCCUUGGAGAUUUCAUGUUUGGGUUUCGUGAGCCAGGGAAAUGAAUUUUCAUACUACAUGAUGAUAUGCUCAAGUUUUAUUCUUAAUCAGACCCAGAAUGCAGGGGAAUGGACUAUAUAUCCUUGGAUCCAUAGCAAUUGCAAUUCACUUUCAGACAGUGACCAACUCCGUCCUGUUUCAUUUCCAGAUAUUCAUCCAGCAAGUGCAGGGAUUACUGAAGGAUUCUCCAUGUGUGGUGGUGACUUUGUUGAAGUCUAUAGUGAUCCAAGUCAAGUAGGAGUUUGGGAUGCAGUUGUAACUUGUUUUUUUAUUGAUACGGCACACAAUAUUGUUGAAUACAUUGAAAUCAUAUCAAGGAUUUUGAAAGAUGGGGGGGUUUGGAUAAAUCUGGGACCACUCCUGUAUCAUUUUGCAGACAUGUAUGGACAAGAAGAUAACCGAUACUUUGCUGCAUUCUGGACAAUGAGAAAGAAAUCGGCAGCGGUGGAAAAGCAUUCAACAUGAUAAGCAGCGGUGGAGAAGCAUUUUGCAUGAUGAUUACCCGCCUUUGUAUUAUGUGGUCUGCUAUAUUGUUAAUUUUUUUUUUAAUUAACGUGGGUGUCCAGGCCAGCUUGCACGUACCUUGACUAAUCUUACGGAUUUUGAAGUUAACGACUAUGUAAGCCUCCAGUAGUUCUGAGGAGACUCGAACUCGUGACGUUUGGGGAGCAAACUCAAGACCUGACCAGUUGAGCUAGCCCUCAGGAUUAGUCUGCUAUAUUGUUACUUCAUGUAAAAGUUGCAUACAGAAUCCAGUAAAUUGAAAUGUAUUUCUUGAAAAUAAUAUACAAGGUUGAAGAUUAAUUUGA